Messenger RNA from Agrilus planipennis (emerald ash borer), 2107 nucleotides. Its product is annotated as pancreatic lipase-related protein 2-like. The coding region runs from base 287 to 1897 and encodes 536 amino acids. Gene Ontology annotation, biological process: lipid metabolic process. The record is from RefSeq and is a predicted model, not a curated record. NCBI's taxonomy places the organism in Eukaryota, Metazoa, Arthropoda, Insecta, Coleoptera, Buprestidae. The transcript is spliced from 9 exons. Gene Ontology annotation, molecular function: lipase activity.
GUCGCGGGCCGGUCAAAGACCAGGGGCCUUCUUCGUUUGUCAACCAACGAACUAAUCGUAAAAGUAGGUAUUACCGCAAAAGCUAGACGUGUUAUGCAUUUUCGAGUGGAUAACGUGAGACAUGCACGUGGUUUUUGUUGCUCUUGAUUAAAUUCAGUUUGUACAAUAGCUAAGUUGUUAUAAAGUGGACGAACUGCGAACUUACUUAUCAGAUCAAACGCUAACGCGAGUGACUCACUUGGCCGACGUUGGGGUAUUGUAAAAAAACGUUUAGGAAAUAAGUAAGAUGCUAGUGAACAGAUUGUUUGUGCUAUUCUUGCUACUGGGGUUUUCCUGCGGACAAAGGAAUUUCAUCUAUAAUUCGCUAAAAAGGUUCCCACGACUAUCUGCCUUGAAUUUACAACAGAGGUUGUAUGACCUACGAAAAAGGAACAUGGAAAGAAAUCGAGUAUGUUACGAAACUGUCGGUUGCUUUCAUGUUCCCCAACACGUGAGGUCUCCACUCCGAAAAGCUCCCGAAGAUCCGAAAAUGUUAGAAACGAAAUUUUACUUGUUCAGAAAGGAGUUGAACUUUUCCCAUCCACAACUUCUAAAUUACGACGAUAACGGAAAAGUCCUACAAAAAUCCAAUUUCGUCCCACAGGAAAAAUUAAAGGUGAUUAUCCAUGGUUAUAUGACGACAUGGAACGCGAAGGGAAUCUUGGCAGCGACAGAUGCCUACUUGAAAUUUUGCAAUUGUAGCAUAAUUCUAAUGGAUUGGGAAAAAGGUGCGAGAGGUCCACAAUAUCCUGUAGCAGCAGCUAAUACCGAACUGGUUGGAAGACAGUUAGGACUUCUAUUACUGAAAAUGGUAAAUUUGGGCCUCAAACCCAAAGAUAUACACCUUAUUGGAUUUUCCUUAGGAGCACAUGUCGCAGGUUGUGCUUCAGAAACGCUUAAAAAAUGGGGACAUAUGAUUGGCAGAAUAACUGGAUUGGACGCCGCCAGUCCGCUUUUCAGGCAUAACCAUUUCAAAGAGAAAAGCAAAAAAUUAGACAAGGGAGAUGCUGAAUAUGUUGACGUUAUACAUACCGACGCAAGUCCGUUUUUCAUUGACGGGUUCGGAUUAUUGGAACCAAUAGGUCAUGUAGAUUUUUUCCCGAAUGGAGGUUUUGAACAACCCGGUUGUGUUGACGGAAGGGCUUCAAUCGUUUUAACAACAAUAGAAAGAACAUUAACAGUGGAACUUGCCUGUAGCCACUUGAGAGCAUGGAAAUUGUUCUUAGAAAGUAUACAAAGGGAAGCCGAAGGGGGCGGCUGCGAGUUUAUAGCAUACAGAUGUCGAAAUGGAGGAUUUAAGAGCUUCCAAAGGGGACAAUGUUUUCCUCAAAUAGAAAAGUCAUCUAGUCGUCUAGCAUUGGAUCCUUCUUACAGAACUGACGUAGGGAAAUUCGGGGCAAAUUCGUAUGGAAAAGGGAUAAUGUAUCUGGUAACAAGAGGCUCGUCUCCGUAUUGCGGUUCCCAACUUCAAGCUUCUCUCAAAUUAUCGCAAAAAACUACAGCCGCUAAAGGUACUCUCUAUAUGGUCAUCGAAUACCUAAACUACACGGUAUCGUUCUUGAUAAAUUGUCAGUUAUACGACUUCGUGACAAGUUCGAAAGAAAUAAACGGAUUGGCAGCAGCUACAUAUCAAACACUUACGGAAGAUGUUCAAGAAGUAACUGCGACAUUAGUUUACAACGGUGUUGAGUAUAUUAAUGCCCAAAACUUAACAAUAUUCUCGGAUUUAUUUGUUGAUAGAGUGAUCCUAAGGGAUAUUUACGGGAACAGUUGGAACUAUUGUGGUCCCGAAUUUCAUUUAAAGGAUAAACACAAUGUACCAGUAGUUCUGAUAUUAAAGAAAAAGGAUUGUGAUUAACAAAAGAGUUCUAGUAAAAUUAUCAAAUAUUCUCAUUAAGCAACUGAGGUAGAAGUAGUAGAAAAACGCUGCAGAUGUUGCGUAUAAUUUAUGUAAGAGAGAAUGAGAUGUCAUCGUCACGAAAAACGGUACAGGGACAAAACAAAAGCUAGUUCGACAAACACGUAUUAGACAAUAAUUGAUCAAAAAUUCUUACUUUUAUGUUUAUGU